Notolabrus celidotus (New Zealand spotty) is the source of this 7766-nucleotide messenger RNA. It is a transcript of the gene jakmip2, whose product is annotated as janus kinase and microtubule interacting protein 2. The transcript has 24 exons. Bases 291 to 2753 code for a protein of 820 amino acids. The record is from RefSeq and is a predicted model, not a curated record. NCBI's taxonomy places the organism in Eukaryota, Metazoa, Chordata, Actinopteri, Labriformes, Labridae. Gene Ontology annotation, molecular function: kinase binding; microtubule binding.
AUCACCACCGGCCAUCAUCACUGCUUCAUUGUACGAGCUGCUGCUGCUGCUGCUGAUGCUGAGCUCUGCGCGCGGGGGGACGAAGCUCUGCAGAAACAGGAGCAUGGCGUGGACACAGAUUCUCACAGAGUAGGACUUCACACACGACGAGGAUCGAGUCUGAGCCCCGAGCCCGUUUGUCUGAUUGGAGAAUGAGGAAGAGGAGAAACUGGAAACCUUCGGAGUGCUUUGGAACGUUUCAGUGAAGUCUCGAUGAAAGCAUCUGAAGAGCCUCUCUAGAACUUGACUCAAUGGCCAAGAAAGGGCGUACGAAGGGCGAGAAGCCCGAGGCGCUCAUCGCUGCCCUGCAGGCAGCCAACGAAGAUCUCAGGUCCAAGCUCACUGACAUUCAGAUAGAGCUGCACCAGGAAAAAUGCAAGGUGAGCAAACUGGAGCGCGACAAGGUGCAGGAGGUGAAGCGGGUACGGGAGCAGGAGCAGCACCGUCACACUGCCAUGUUAACGGAGCAGCGAGCCAAGUGGCACGAGGAGAAGCAGAAGGAGCUCCAGGCUCUCAGGGAAAGCCUGACGAGGCAGCACGAGCAGGAGCUGGCCCGCCACGCCAAGAUUAAAGACCAGGAGAACCAGAGGCUCAAAGCCGCGCUGAGCGCCAUGCGGGACGGCAGCGGGGAGAAGGUUCGCACGGCGCUGACGCUGGAAGCCAAGGAGGAUGCGCGGCGCUUCUUUGACCAGGAGAGAGUGAAGCUCCUGCAGGAGAUAACGGAGCUGAAAUCUACCAAGAAGCAGACGGACGAGGCGCUCAGCAACAUGAUCCAGGCCGACAAGAUGAAGGCCGGAGACCUGCGAGUGGAGCAUCAGCAGCACCAGGAGCAGAUCUCCAAGAUCAAGUGGGACAGUGAGAGGGACAUCCGCAGACUGGUGGAUGAGAUCAAAUCUAAAGACCGCACCAUCUUCGCCCUGGAGAAGGAGCUGGAGUCGACGUCAGGGUUCUUGCAGAAGCUGCAGCUUCAGAAGGACACUCUGGACGAGCAACUGUUCCUCGUGAAGGAGGCGGAGUGCGGCCUCGGGAGUCCGAAGAGAGAGAUUCCGGGCAGAGCCGGGGACGGAGCGGAGCACUGUGGAAGUCCGGACAUGAGGAGAAACCAGAGGCGCCUCGCUGAACUCAACUCUAACAUCCGCAAACUAGAAGACCGUAACUCUCUGCUGGGCGACGAGAGGAACGAGCUGCUGAAGCGCGUCAGAGAGUCGGAGAAGCAGUGCAAACCUCUGCUGGACAAAAACAAGCUGCUGAGCAGGAGGAACGACGAUCUGACUCUGAGCCUCCAGAAGCUGGAGGACAAACUGAAGAGCUUGGCGAAGGAGAACGUGGAGAUGAAGGAGAAGAUCAGCUCCCAUCCUCCGCUGAAGAAGCUGAAGUCUCUGAACGACCUGGACCAGGCGCACGAUGACCAGGAGAUCGCCUUCCUCAAGCUCCAAGUCCUGGAGCAGCAGAGCAUGAUCGACGAACUCGCCAGGGACCGAGAAAAACUGCUGAGGAAGAAAAGACAUAAAAGAAGUUCACGGCCCAUAAAGAGGCACAUCGUCAUGGACAUCGGGUAUGGCGAGGAGUCCAUGGACUCGGAGUCGUCCUCUGUGGCUUCAUUCAGGAUGGACAGAACUCCUGACGAGGAUCUGGAGGAGGGUCUAACCACAGAGGAGUCUGAGCUGCGUUUCCGACAGCUGACCCGGGAGUACCAGGCCUUACAGCGAGCGUACGCCCUGCUGCAGGAACAGAAAGGAGGCAUCCUGGACGCUGAGAUGGAAGCAAAGGCUCAUGAGCAACUCCAAGCAGACGUUCUCAGGUACAAAGCCAAAAUCGAGGACCUGGAGAAGGAGCUGACCUUAAAGGGACAGGACUCUAAGUGGGUGGAGGAGAAGCAGCUCUUCUUACGGAGGAACCAGGAGCUGCUGGAGAAGGUGGAUAAGCUGGACUCGGAGUGCGGUCGAGCUCAGCUAGAGCUACAGGACUCCAGAGACCAGAAUGAGCUGCUGGAGUUCAGGAUACUGGAGCUGGAGGAGCGUGAGAGGAAAUCCCCUCCGUUCAACCACCUGAGGAUGCAUCCCUUCUCUGAGGGAGUCAGUGCGCUGCAGAUCUACUGUAUGAAGGAGGGAGUCAAGGACGUGUGCAUACCAGAUCUCAUCAAGCUGCUAGAUAUCCUGGGAGAUAACGGGAACUUAAGGAACGAGGAACAAGUGGCCAUAAUCCAGGCGAGCACCGUGCUGUCUCUAGCUGAAAAGUGGAUCCAACAGAUCGAGGGCACGGAGGCGGCGCUGCACCAGAAGAUGAUGGACCUGGAGAUCGAGAUGGAGAUGUUCUGCAAACAGAAAGGAUAUCUAGAAGAAGAGCUGGACUACAGGAAACAGGCCCUGGAUCAGGCCUAUAUGCAAAUCCAGGAGCUGGAAGCGACGUUAUACAACGCCCUGCAGCAGGACAAGGUGCCUCAGGUGAUAAAGUACGGCGAGCCUCUGAACGAGCUCCAGAAAGACGAGCUGCGGACGGCGGUGGAGAAGCUGAGGAGGCAGAUGCUGAGGAAGAGUCGAGAGUACGACUGCCAGAUCCUCCAGGAGAGGAUGGAGCUGCUGCACCAGGCCCACCAGAGAAUUCGUGAUCUUGAAGACAAGACAGAAAUCCAGAGGAGGCAGAUUAAAGACCUGGAGGAGAAGUUUUUGUUUCUGUUCUUGUUCUUUUCUCUUGCCUUUAUCCUUUGGCCUUGAAGUCUUUGGCGUGUCCCGUAGCAGAGGUGGUGGUGUGUCAGCUUGGAGAUCUUGUUAGUGACUGCAGUGUUAUUUCUUUUCUGGUCUGGUGUGGAGCGACGUGCAUGGCGGUGGCUGCUGGUGUCAGAGCGUCAGUGGCUGCUGUGUCAGUAGGUGGAUGUGUCGUGUUGGCCGUGGACGUUCUUCUUCUCUUCUUUGGUUUAAUCGGGGGGUCGGGGUUCUCAGGAUACUGCCCGGGAGGUUUCGUUUUUUUUAACACGGCGUUGGACUUUCUCUCCAAACAGCUGGGAAAACUGGAACAGGCUGCAAGAACGACACACUCUUUCAAAGAUGCACACACACACACAUAAGCAGACUCACACACAUGCAUGCAGAUGCAAACACACAAGUUUACACAAACACACACACAUGCUUUGACAAAUCGAAACCAAAGCCUGGGAAAUGUAGUCUCUGCCAUGCAGGGUGAUAAUACGCAAUCCACUACCAUGUAACCACAGCGGGAUAUAAACACAGACGAGCCGCCCGGACCACAAACUCCUCCUCCUCUUCUUCUUCUUCUUCUUCACUCUCCAAAAACCUGAACUUUGAAAAAUGCACCCUCUUAGUGAAACGAAGCGAGCCGACUCAGGGCCCACGAGUGCAGAGGCUGCUUCAGGUCACAUCAGAGGAACACUCGGGACACGCUGUGUCACUGGUUGGCCCGCCCUCGCUGUUCCCAAAACGGUGCUUACACAGACUGCUUGGACUCUCCAGAGGUUAAACCCGGGACAGGACGGAGCUGCAGUGCAGAGACGGGCGUGUAUGGACACUGAAAGGGGGAUAGAGGGCACUCAGGUUUGAUGCAUCUUCACAGAGAGAUUAAAAAAAGAUGGAGAUGGAGAUGGAGAUGGAGGCGUUUCAUCUCUCUGAUCCCGACACAUACGGAUCGUCAAAGCGCUUUUUAAGUUCUCUUCAAACCAGCAGACUGUACGAGCUUUACUCUCUGGUUCUCUCUUUUCUUUUCUACAGCUCAGAAACUGUGUCCCAAGAUUUCCACUGAGAACAGAAACAUCUCUAUUCUGUACUGUAAGAUAUACAUUUGUUGAUAUGUACAUGUGUCUGAAUAAUUUCAUGUAGUCCCCCCCCCCCCCCUCUUUUCUGUGAAUAGUUGCACUUUUCUCUCUAAAGCAGCUCGGCGUACUCUGCAGUUUAUAAAAGACUCCUCAGAGGACGAGCGAUUUCAUUUCCUCCAGAAUUAUAACUGAAAAAAAUGUUGGAAUAUGAAUGUGGAAUAAUGGAAUAUUUGCCUCCCCUUUCCCUCUUUCCAACCUCCAUCUCUCUCUCACACACACAUACACACACACACACACACACACACAUUAUACUGUAUUACUCUCCUGUCUAGCAUAAGUUCCUCUGGUUGACCAGCAGGGGGUGCUGCUGUCUCCAGAGCGACUUCCACUCUGCCCUUUAAACUGACACAAGCUGUUUCAAACUUGUAAAUAUUUCCAGAUUAUUGUUGUCAUCUCAAGUUGGAUGGUUGGUGAGUUUAAAAUCAGAGGUAACAUUUAAUCAUCAGUGCUAAAUUUAAAUUCAUUGCUUCCCAACAAUACGACAAACUCUGUCUCUGUCCUCUUUUUUACUAAACGUCUUUAAUACUAACAAUCCCUCUUCUACUAAACACGUCUUACGUCAGGUCAGGGGCGUGUCCAGACUUCUAUGACCGGGGUGGCCGAAGUAGAGCUUCGACUUCAUGGGCAGAAACACACACAUCCCAAAAAGAUGCAAUAAGUCACUAUCUCUGGCUCCAAUUAUCAUUUUAAAAUAUUGCUCUACAUUAAACAUUCUGCAAAAUAAAAUCUCUAACAGCUGACUUAUCACAUGCAACCAUGAGUCAGGAAAAUGAGCUAGCUUAAAGGUCCUGUGAGGAGUUUUGAACUGGCUGAGAAACAGACUGAAAAUGAUACUGAUGCCUCUUUAUGACCUUUAAUAACAAACAAGACCAUCAGCAGCAACACUGGCACCUUCUCUGUUGUCAUUGUUAAUGCCUGAAACUGCCCUGGGGGGGUAGGUGCCAGACCAGAUGAUGGACAUCUUGCUUCAGAAACAGCCUUUAUUUGACUGUUUUCAUGGUAAAUAAUCUCAUUCCCUGAUAAAGUUGACUGUUGAAGACAACAGGAUGAGGCUUUUGUUGAAAACACUACUUUUGCAUGUAAAGGACAAGAAAUAAGAGGUAUCACUUUGUCCACAAGGGGGGCGCCAGAAAUGAUACAAAACAAAAGUUCCUCACAGCAGCUUUAAGCACUCUAUACAUCACUGCUUACAGACACAUACUUCCAUUUCUCUUAGAAGAGAACAAACUGCAAACUAUUUAAGAACAAACAUGAUAUUGGGCGAUCCUGACUGAAGUAUGGCUGCCUGAAAGGGUCAAAAAAAUUAAAUUUAAAGCUAAUUCUUAAAAAAGUCUCAAACAUAAUUGAUAACUCCUUAAAAAGAACACGCUAAAAAGUAGCUUAAAAUAAAUGUGGGUCAUUAAAAUGCCUCAGGUUGGGGGGGGGGGGGGGUUAAAUAGACAAUCUUGGUUUAAGGAUGAAAAGUCUGCUAGUUUAAUGCUAACACAUAAUGGGAAAUCCCAUUAACCGGCUAACAAAAUUAUGUUUUCACUUCUGAGAAACAACUUUUUAUGGGUUAUAUAUCACAAAUCAUCACUCUAUACAUUACUGCUUACAGGCAUAUACUUCCAUCUCUCUUACAAGUGAACCAAACUGCAAACUAUUUAAGAACAAACAUGAGUAUUUGGGGUUCUUGACUAAAGUAUGGCUGCCUGAAAGGAUCAAAAAACUCAAAUUUAAAGCUUAAUUUGACAUAAAUCAAACAAUAUGAUUAAAUACCGUUCCCAUAGAAGGAAGUACAACAUGCAAAAAAUUGCAACUCAUAAAUCUUCCAUGCAUAAUACUUAAAAAAAUGUAAAAGACAAUGGUUAAAGCUCCUGUGAGCAACUUUCUGUUUGUGUUGACUUUGGCGCCCCCCUGUGGACUAAGUGAUCUUGCUUAUUUUGUCCUGUACAUGUGUAAAUUAUGUUAUCUCCUCCUGCUUUCAACCAACAGUCAACUAUUUCACUCAUUGCGAAUAUUUACUGCAGAAAAAGGGUUUUUCUUUGAUGUGCUGUCAUCACCUCAUCUGACACCUACCCCCUCACAGCGAUUUCAGGCUUAAAAAUAACAAAACAGAAAUGAUCAAUUCCUUUUCUAACAAUCUUGUUUGCUUUUCUAGAUCAUAAAAAGCCAUCACUGUUAAUUUCAGUCAAUUUCAUGAGCACUUUAAAAACUCCUCACAGGAGCUUUAAGUCCUAAAAUACAACACGCUAAAAGGUUGCUUAAAAUAAAUGUGGGUCAUUAAAAUGCCUCAGGUUGGGGGGGAAGGGUUAAAUAGACAAUCUUGGUUUAAGGAUCAAAAGUCUGCUAGUUUAAUGCUAACACAUAAUGGGAAAUCCCAUUAACCGGCUAACGAAAUUAGCAUCCACAUCGCGGUCAUGUCUUCACUUCUUAGAAAUUACUUUUUAUAGGUUAUAUAUCACAAAACAACAUUCUAUACAUUACUGCUUACAAGCAUAUACCUCUAUUGCUCUUGAAAGAGAACCAAACUGAAAACUAUUCAAGAACAAACAUGAGUAUUUGGCGUUCUUGACUGAAGUAUGGUGGCCUGAAAGGGUCAAAAACUCAAAUUUAAAGCUACACUUUACAUAAAUCAAACAACAUGAUUAAAUAACGUUCCAAUAAAAGGAAGUACAACACAGUUAAUUGAAAAAAAAUGUAUGCAAAAAAUUGCAACUCAUGAAUCUUCCAUGCAUAAUACUUUAAAAAACCCAAAUACAAUGGAUAACCCAUAAAAUAUAAUACAUUAAAAAGUAGCUUUAAAAUAAAUGUGUGUCAUUAAAAUGCCUCAGGUUGGGGGGGAAAGGGUUAAAUAGACAAUCUUGGUUUAAGGAUCAAAAAUCUGCUACUUUAAUGCUAACACAUAAUGGGAAAUCCCAUUAACCGGCUAAUGAAAUUAGCAUCCACGUCGCGGUCAUGUCUUCACUUCUUAGAAAUUACUUUUUAUAGGUUAUAUAACAAAACAACACUCUAUACAUUACUGCUUACAGACAUAUACUUACAUUGCUCUUACAAGUGAACCUGACAUUUUGAAUGAGCAAAUUUAUGACUAUUCUGCGUCACUGCGUCUUGCUAGCUAAACUAUGGCGGCCUGAAAGGGUCAAAAAACUCAAACUUAAAGCUACAUGUCACAUAAAUCAAACAAUAUGAUUGUAACUCAUAAAUGUUCCAUGCAGAAUUCUUUUAAAAAUGUAAAAGACUAUGGAUAACUAAAAAAAAACAUGCUAUUAAGUAGCUAAAUUAGAAAUGUGGGUCAUUAAACGCCUCAGAUUGGGUGGACCGGGUUAGAUAGAGGGGUCUCAGGAGCUCAUGCCACCCCGGGAAGAUCCAAAGACACGCCCCUGCUCCAGCCGGCCUCCACUUCCUCUCAGUGAAACAGGAGAAAGUGAACGCAACACGACACUCGCUCCACUUCUCCUCCUCUUUCUGUCCGGCUCACUCUUUCCACUCUCUGCAAUAUUUACAAGUUAGCUCUGCUCUCUCCCGACUCACCUGAGCUGGUGUGUCCACCUCCACGCCCCUCACAGGUGUCGGGUGUCCAGUCAUCUCAUUACACAGCAGGCAGUAUGUUAACGACCAACGCCACUCACUCUCUGAGGGGAACGACUGAGACGAUUUCUGUGCAAACUCAGCUAACAAGCAGUUGCCUUAAAUGCACUUUCCCCUUUUUUCCAGGUUAUUUUUCAGGCGGUUGAUAUUAUCAUGUAAUGUAAUGUAAUGUAUAUUUUUAUUAUUAUUUAACAGAGAUUUUUUUUAAACCCGUCUGUCUUCCAACAAGAAUUUAAUCCCUCGUCCUUCUUUCGUCUAGAUUAUUAAAUAAACGGAGAAAAUGAGCAAUGCUGUAAAAAAUAAAAAAUUCAUGGCCUCAGGCCGAACAGGA